AUGUCCUGCCAACAGAACCAGCAGCAGGCUCAGGCCCCUCCCAAGUGCCCAUUGCCUAAGUGCCCAUCGCCCAAGUGCCCCCCAAAGAGCCCAGCAGGAUGUCUGCCUGCAGCCUCCUCCUGCUGUGCUACAAGCUCUGGAGGAUGCGGUGGGCCCAGCUCCUCUGAGGGGGGCUGCUGCCUGGGCCACCACAGGAGGCGCAGGUCCCACCACCGCUGCAGGCGUGGAAGCUCCAGCUCGUGUGAGCGUGGCAGUGGUCAGCAGUCGGGGGGCUCUGGCUGUGGCCAGGGCUCUGGGGGCUGCUGCUGA
Dipodomys ordii (Ord's kangaroo rat) is the source of this 309-nucleotide messenger RNA. RefSeq names its product late cornified envelope protein 3D-like. The transcript has a single exon. Bases 1 to 309 code for a protein of 102 amino acids. Gene Ontology annotation, biological process: epidermis development. Lineage: Eukaryota; Metazoa; Chordata; Mammalia; Rodentia; Heteromyidae. The record is from RefSeq and is a predicted model, not a curated record.